GAGUGGAGAGGAGGAGGACGCCAUUGCAGCCACAGCUGGCCGCCCGAGAUAAAUCUCAUACCAUCCCAAACUCUUUCCAUACUCACUGGCUUUGCCGUUUUCCUCUGGUUCGUCCCGCUUCUGUCGGGUCUCGAGGAAACACAAAAACAAGAUGGACGGUUCGUCUUCGCUGACAGUCGGAAUGUGGAGCCCCAGCGCCGAACAAAAGCAGACUUCCACAGUUGCCUCGCUAUCCAGUGGUCCAGUCUCUCACCAUGAACGCCAGUAGGAACUGCACCUCAGUGGGGAACGGCGAUGGUCUGGCAGUCCUGGAGUCGGUGUCCAUCUUGACCAUCACGCUACUGGCCUGCCUGGGGAACCUGCUGAUCGUGGCCACCCUCUACCGCAGGCCGUACCUGCUCACGCCCAGCAACAAGUUCGUGUUCAGCCUGACCCUGUCCAACCUGCUGCUGUCCGUGCUGGUGCUGCCGUUUGUGGCAGUGAGUUCAGCGAAGCGAGAGUGGGUCUUCGGGGUGGUGUGGUGCAAUUUCACCGCGCUGCUCUACCUGCUCAUCAGCUCGGCCAGCAUGCUGACCCUCGGAGCGAUCGCCAUCGACAGGUACUACGCCGUGCUCUACCCGAUGAUCUACCCCAUGAAGAUCACAGGCAACAGGGCGGUGGUCGUCAUCGUCUACGUGUGGCUACACUCGCUGGUGGGCUGCCUGCCCCCGUUGUUUGGCUGGUCCUCCUUCGAGUUUGACUGUUUAAAGCGGACAUGUGUCGCAGCCUGGUCCAGAGAGCCGAGUUACGCCGCCUUCUGGGUCACCUGGUGCAUCCUCCCGCCCUUCUUCAUCAUGUUGGCCUGCUAUGGAGUCAUUUUCCGCGUUGCUCGCAUGAAAGCCAGAAAAAUUCACUGUGGGACGGUUAUUGUAGCCCAAGACGACUCAUCUGGAACUCAGAGAAACGGACGCAAGAACUCAAGCACUUCAACUUCCUCUAACGGGAGCAGACGGAGCCUUGUGUACGCAGGGAGUCAGUGCAAGGCCUUCGUCACCAUCUUGGUGGUGAUCGGCACCUUUCUCAUAACUUGGGGGCCGUACGUUGGGGUGGUGUGUACAGAGGCCCUGUGGGGUCAGGGCAACGUCUCUCAGGAGCUGGAGACUCUGGUGGCGUGGCUCUCUUUCUGCAGCGCCGUGUGCCACCCGCUCAUUUAUGGCCUGUGGAAUAAAACGGUGAGGAAGGAGCUGCUGGGGAUGUGCUUUGGCGAUCGUUACUACAGAGAGUCAUUUGCCACAAGGCAGCGGACGUCCCGACUCUUCAGCAUCUCUAACAGGAUCACAGACUUGGGUAUGUCCCCGCACCUGACUGCAAUGCUGGCCGGAGGAGGACACCUGUUGGCCCAAGGAAGCAGCACAGGAGACACCGGCUUCAGCUUCACUCAGGACUCAGGCACCGACGUGAUGCUGCUGGAGAACUCCUGCACAGACGGCUCCUCCUUCCCCUCACAAAACGGGAAUCCAUCCGGGAAGAGGCGGAGUUCGGUCACCUUCGAAGACCAGGUGGAGCAUUCCAAAGCUGAAAACACGUCUUCGGCCCAAGUCCACGCAGAGACUCACAAAUCUCUCGACUCGUUCGCUUCCUGCUUGGCGAAGGCCAUCGAGAGCGACGCCAAGCUCACGCUGUUCGAGCAGAGUCUAGCGCCGCAGGGGGGAGGGCUCUUUGUGACGAGGGGGGCGCAGAAGCCCCGAUACCCGGACGGUCAGAGACUGAGGCUGGAGAGCAUCGAUGAAGGCAUCGUCAAGGACGACAGAGAAGAGGAGGAGGAGGAGAAGGAGAAGCUCAUCUAGUCGAAGGUUUUAGUGUGCCUUCGACUGCACACUAAAACCCUGUGGUACGGCUGAUGAAGUCUGGAUUCUCAGAAGUUAUUGGCAGACAGGAAGAGGCACUUUUUCACUCAAAGGAACACUGUCAGUGUCUGGGUGAAUUUAUCUAUCAUGUUUGUACUUUUAAUAGGAAUUUUGUACUACUGUAACCUUACAUGGUAAUAAUGUUUUGCUACACAUUUUUUUAUUAUAUAUUUUUAGUAUCUUAAUGUGCUGUGGUCAGUGUGAGUAAAAAAAGGAGAAAUUAUUGGAAAAAAAAAUCUAGUAACCUUUCACCUCAGAUUCAAUCUGCUACAGUUUCUCUCAUGCAGAUGUUUACGGUCCAAUAAGGUUCUGUUGCAGUAAAGCUUCUUGACCCAGUUUUAGGUUUUCUGUGCUUGAUGACCUAAAGGAUUACCAGCAAAGGUAACCUGAUCAGCACUGACUGGAUAAACUAUUAUUUUUAUGAUGCUUCUAAGCCUUGGGAAUAUAAAUGUAUUUUUUUUUUCAGGUUUGAUCAGUAUCAAAAAAAGUAAUGUAUUGAUUCGAAAUAUUUUAGUCAUGCGUAUUUUUUCUAAAGACCAAAAUGAAAUCCUUAUUCUGACUUCAGGAUAAAAUAGUCAUGAAUAAAUUUCAUUUUUAUGUCAACUUGGCUACUUAAAAAAACAAACUUUUCAGUCAGGCUUAAAGCAUAUGCAUGAAUUCACCAAUCAGGCAUAAACUCCUUAUUGCCCUCCUGACCUCUAUAGAUUUGACUUGUUUGUCCAGUUUAACAUGAUUGCAUUGAGAUCUGGGGACAUGGAGUCCAAGUAAACCUUAAAGUGAUUCCUCAAACCAUUCCUGAAUCAUUUUACCAUUUUGUGUCAGGGUGCAUUAUUCAGGGAAUAUUUCCUCCACCCUUCUUGAUCUGCAGAUUAUUAUGCAACCCAUCUGUAGCAGCUGUGAUCUCUGGUAAACCACGGUUUUUUCGCCAGGCCUCUUUUGAUGGACACUUGGUAAUAAUAUGACCCAGUUUUGUAGCCAUCACAAUUCAGUUCUCAUCAGACUAUCAAAGGCUGAGUGUUUCCUGUUUUUCUGCUCUUAACACACCAGCUUUGAGGAAAAAUUCACUUGUUGCCUUACUUACCCCACCAUUUCUUCUUUACUUUUUUCAGUUUUACGCAGAAUUUCAACAUAGUCUCAUAAAAUAGACCUUAUGUUAGGCUUAUAAAAACCUGAACCGGACAUAUAAAUGUGCAGAUUUAUCUUAAAUGUUGAAAAUCACCCCAAGAAUCAGAAAGAGGAUUUUUGAAAAGCCUGAAACUUUAAACAUAAGAAAUAUGUAAAAAUUGUAUUAAAUUCAAUACAAAACCUUUAAAUAUAUUUGCUUCAUCUUGUUCAUAUUUAUGACUUGGACUUCAGUUACAGUAAAUGCAGUUUAAUAUCAGGCCACUUCAGACCAAACUAAGGCUGUAAAAGUUCCAGUUACAUCAUAUUGUUUUUUAUUUAUAGACAAAUAAUCCAAAAUUAAAUCACAGCUAAAAAAUAGUCAGUUUCAUUAAAAAAAUGUCUCUAUAUGGUUCAGUUUCAGGGUUUUUUAGUCCAUUCAGACUCAGAUUCAGCAUGAGGACUUGCUGUUGUAGCAAGUCCUCAUGCCUCCCUUUACAUUAGAGAAGGAAACUGAUGCAGUUCAGCAGCAGAGCAGACACAGAGGUACUAAAAAAUAGUCUCUAGUCAGUCCUUAAACUGAUUGCUGUAGCAAAUAUUUCAGAAAUUAAUUAUACUGAACUGAUGGUUCACAGUCAGCUUACAGAAAUGUUUUCAGAGGUACAUGUAGCUUAUCCAUUUCUACACUCUUAGUUGUAUUGAAGAACCUCGGCUUAUUUAUGAAACUCGUAUUAUAAUGUUAUUCCCUCAGCGAAGACAUGCCUGGAGUGUAUUUAUGAAAUUCACUUUUACUUUGUAUGUUUUCUUAUUUUAUUAACUGGUACUUUUGUAAUAGGAAAAAAAACUACACACGAGAAGUGAUAUAAUCUUCAUUGAGGUUCAUUUCAUUUUCUAUUGUAACUAUGGAUAAAGAUAUUUGUAUUAAACCUUUAUACCAUCAAACAUG
Xiphophorus couchianus (Monterrey platyfish) is the source of this 3933-nucleotide messenger RNA. It is a transcript of the gene gpr161b, whose product is annotated as G protein-coupled receptor 161b. Gene Ontology annotation, biological process: G protein-coupled receptor signaling pathway. Gene Ontology annotation, molecular function: G protein-coupled receptor activity. The record is from RefSeq and is a predicted model, not a curated record. Bases 255 to 1826 code for a protein of 523 amino acids. NCBI's taxonomy places the organism in Eukaryota, Metazoa, Chordata, Actinopteri, Cyprinodontiformes, Poeciliidae. The transcript has 6 exons. Gene Ontology annotation, cellular component: plasma membrane; recycling endosome.